UUUCAAUGUGGUAUAAAUUAAAACAGUCGCGCAGUAGAUGAGUUUUCUGACAUACAACUCGACUUGUACAUAUACUCUGUAACGGCUACUCAUUAAGUGUGAAGAAGGCUGCUGGGUGAAAGGAAGAAAAAGAUCCAGAAAAGUAAAUGAGUUGCAGCAAUGGGAAUGACGUGUGGGAUUGGGAAAGCCACGAGUAUUACAUUGAAGAUAACACCACAAUUGAAAUACCUAAUUCCCUGUUGAAUGGAGUGAGUGAAAAUGCAGAUGAUAUAUCGUACACAUUCAACAAUGAGACUACCCCAGUUAAAGCUUGUGGAGAUUUAGCUUACCAUGUUACCAGCAAUGAAGUUAUGGAGAAAGAGUCAGAGCAAUGCAAAGAGCCUUCAUCUCAAGUUAAAAGGCGUCGUAUGCUGCAGUUUGAUUCUGAAGUUCUUGAUGCUCCACCUUUCAAUGAUGAUGCAUUUUUAAGAUCUAAGGAGACACAGGAAUCUCUCGCGGAUGCUCUGUCUGAAAUGUCUGAGUGGGCUGCUGGAUUUGCAGGAACGUCUGCAUCUAUUGAUGAGUGUCUGGACCCGUCAUCUGAAGGUUGGAUUGCUGAUUGCAUUAAUGAUGCUGAAAUGCAUUUUUGCACUGAAGAAAUGGCUUCUGAUCCAUCUGAGGAUGUUCAAAUUGACAUUACAGAGCUUUGCAACUCACCUCCUCAAUUUGAUGCUACUCAAGUAAAGAAAAAUCCUGUCCGUACUCAUCAAAAUGUCAUUUUCAAAGGUAAAAAAUCGUAUAUACGCACACCUCCAAAACUUGCCUCGUCAGUUGUCUACCCAUUCACCUUCAUUAAACCGUGUGCCAUCCAUGGUGACAUGACUCUGAAGGACAUAAAUCAAAAGAUACACAAUCCGCCUAAAUCAAAGCCCAAUGAAGAUGAUCCAUCUGUUUCUUAUCCUACCUCAGCUUUCUCUGGUAAGCCUGUGGUUGGGAAAACCAAAAUCCGUACAGAAGGUGGAAAAGGAAGCAUCACUAUUAUGAGGACAAAAGGGUAAUUUCCGUUCGCCAGGAAUGACAUGUAGCGGGAGGUUAAGUUUCCGGUUAAAUCCGAGUAACUUUUUGCUGAAUGACUUUAUUUUGUUAUAUUUUAUGUUUCCUCCGCGUAUGAGCUAAGGAUUAUGCGAGGAUCUUGACGUCUAGUUGAUCCUUGCAAUUUCAUUUGUCUCAUUAGUGGAUUAGCUCUGCUGAUUUAGUUGUGAAAGGCAAAGCCUGUAUCUAUAUGGUGUUUAUUGUUUAUUGACUGACUGAUUCUGAAAGGUUGUAUUUUGCAUCUGUGGUUGGAACUUUUGAACAGUCCGCAUUUUAAGGUUCAAUUGAAGAAAUUUAUCCAUGUUUCAAACCUACAGUUGAGUUUUUUUCCCAAGAGAAAUUUUGAGGAGGAAGGGCUCAUAUGAUUCUCUGCUUUCU
Messenger RNA from Striga asiatica, 1449 nucleotides. The record is from the annotation of a GenBank genome assembly. NCBI's taxonomy places the organism in Eukaryota, Viridiplantae, Streptophyta, Magnoliopsida, Lamiales, Orobanchaceae.